GCUUCGCUUUUUCUCUUCCCGCUACUCUUUCCCCCUCUUUCUCUUUGACCCAAACGGGCCAAACCAUUACAUAGUCUACAUCAACUACACUCUCUCUCUCUCUCUGUGCGUGGAAGCGUUUUCUUCACUGUCUGAAAUCCAGGGUGUGAGGCUCUGGGGCUCGGGUUGUACUGUGCAUCACUGGGGGGUUUAUUUGAAACUUUUUGGCUCUGAAGGCCCAAUGCUUAGCGUAUAAUUUAUUUAGUGGCUGUCCCUGCUUCGUGUUGCUUUGGUGGUUGUUACUUGUAUGGUGGGAUGAGAAUUUUGGAUGAUUGUUGGAUUGUGAAGAGACAGGGCAAGAGAAUUUGCCCUUUAUGGUUCAUAUAGUUUAUUUUAGAUAAUCUAGGUGGUUAAUUCAUUGAAUUUCAAACCAAUCAUGGAGUGCAACAAAGAUGAGGCCAUCAGGGCUAAGGGCAUUGCAGAGAAGAGGAUGCAGAACAGCGAUUUUGAAGGGGCUAUGAAGAUUGCAAAGAAGGCUCAGCAGCUGUUUCCUGAGCUUGAGAACAUGUCUCAAUUGCUUGCAGUCUGUGAGGUUCACUGCUCUGCACUAAACAAACUGUAUGGGUCAGGAAUGGACUGGUAUGGAAUUCUUCAGACUGAAAAGUUGGCUGAUGAGGCAACCAUCAAGAGACAGUACAGAAAGCUAGCACUGUUACUUCACCCUGAUAAGAAUAAACUUGCUGGUGCGGAGGCUGCUUUCAAGCUGGUUGGGGAAGCUCAUAGGGUGCUCACAGACAAGGCAAAACGUUCUUUAUAUGACAUGAAAUAUACGUGCUCAUUAAAACCUACAGCACCAAUGCCACCACCCCCUCAGUCGAAUAAGAACUCAUUUGUCAAGAAACAGCCUAGGGUGGAAAAUAAUCUUCAUAGCUUUCCUUAUCCACACACAAAUUUGGGGUGUUAUCAGCCAGUACCACCACAGCAGACAUUCUGGACAUGCUGCAUCAAUUGCAAUAUAUGGUAUGAAUACCAUAAAGAUUUUGCGAAUAAACACAUAUCUUGUCAGAGUUGCUUAAAACCCUUUAUUGCCCGUGACUUGGGUACUCAAGGUGUGCCAGUAGGAACUCCCCGCCAACAAUUUCCCAAUCAGAAAGUAGCUUCAAAUCAGGGGCCGUCCAAAGUAACCUCACAAAUUGAUGGUAGAAAGCCAUCCACUAUGAGAUUUCCAGAUAGAUAUGUUGGGUUAGAUCCAUUUUCAAAGGCAGGAGGCACUGCUGAGGUUCAUGGGGGUUCUAAAACUGAAGUGGAAGCAGAUCGACAUGUGGAUGUGGGAAGGGGGAAGAAAGGUGUUGAAGUGCCUAAGUCUAAUUCAGCAAAGUCCAGCAAACCAGGAUCAUCAAAAAAAGGGAGCAGGAAGAGGAGGAAGUCGGCUGUGGAAUCCAUUGAAAGGUAUGAGGCCGGAAGCAGUGAUGUCAAUGACAAAGGUGUGAGUAUUCACAAAAAUGGUAGUAAUCCUUCUGGAAAGAAUUCUGGAAAUGAUAGGAGAUCGUCAAGACAAAAGCAAAAUAUUUCUUUCCAGGAAAAUCUUAAUGAUGAUGAUGAUGAUUUUGUGAAUCCUCCCAAGCGGGGAUGCAGAUCAUUCAGUGUCAGUGAUGAGGAGAUGAAAGAAGCAGCUGUGGAUGGUGGGGAAUGUAACGAUGAUAAUUCAGCUCCUUAUGCAGCUGAGGAUAGACAUAGGAAAGUGGUCAAGCAAAAAGCAAGUGCCCCUGAAGAAAGUUUGCUAAACAAAAAGAGCAAAACUGAUGAAUAUGACAUGGAAAGAGAAGAAGUAGCUAAUUCAGAUCAUGAUGAUAGGAAGUCCAAAGCUGACGAUAUGCCUGAAGCGAAAUCUGUCAGUAGCAUUGAAGUUCCCGAUCCAGAGUUCAGCGAUUUUGAGACUUGUAAGAAAGAAAAAUGCUUUGCUGUUAAUCAAACAUGGGCUCUGUAUGAUCCAAUAGAUGGCAUGCCGAGAUUUUAUGCUCGCGUCAAGAAAGUGUUCUCCCAUGGUUUUAAGCUGCAUAUCACAUGGUUGGAGGCUGAUCCAGAUGACCAAGGUGAAAUUAAUUGGCUCAAUGCGGAUUUGCCUAUUGCAUGUGGUAAGUACAGACUUGGUGCCACUGAAGAAACGGUCGAUUGUCUUGUGUUUUCUCAUCAGAUGCAGUGUAUAAAAGGCAGUGGUAGAGUUUCUUACUUGAUAUAUCCUAGAAAGGGUGAAACUUGGGCCCUCUUUAAAGAUUGGGAUAUUAGAUGGAGUUCUGACCCAGAAAAGCAUUUGUCAUUCAAAUUUGAAUUUGUGGAAGUCCUGUCAGAUUUUGUUGAGGGUGUUGGCAUUAAGGUUGUGUAUUUGGGAAAGGUGAAGGGGUUUGUUAGCCUGUUUCUGCGAACCGAGCAGAAUGGAACUGUCUCAUUUCAAGUUCCAGCUAAUGAGCUAUAUAGAUUUUCGCAUCGAAUACCAUCCUUCAGAAUGACUGGUGAGGAAAAAGAAGGUGUUCCCAAAGGAUCUAUUGAACUCGAUCCUGCUGCUCUGCCUACUGAUGUCAACAAGUAUGAUGAUCCUGGUGUUGUGAAGAUGGAGAAUGGACGCAUGGAUUCUGAAUCCAGUGGUUUGUAUUGCAAGUCCUCAGAAAAUAAAGUGGAACAUGUUAUGGGUUCUGACAUGGACCACGCAGCAAAGAAGCAUGGGCGAAUUGAACCAAAACAAGAGACCUCAAUGCUUAAAAGUUCAUCAAGACUGUCAAACGGCACUCGCACAAAUCAUGCUAAAGUAGAUGCCAGUCGAUGUAUAGCUAAAGAGGCUGCUAGUAAAGAAAAUAGCCAUUGCGACCUCGCCCAGCCCAAAGGAAUGGCUACGUCAUGUCAGGCUGAUAAGGAUAUGAGCACACCCAAAAAAUUCAAGACACCGAAUAAGCAGGAGAAGCAAGAUAUUGAAAGACAAUCCUUAAAUCUUAGAAGAUCACCAAGGAAUUUAAGCAAGAAAAAUAGUCAAGUAAAUGAACCUCAAUCCACAAAUGAGGAGGGAACUGUUAAGCAUUCAGAUGAUGACAAAGAAGAAAACCAAUGCAGCUUCACUAAGUCCGAAGGCAGUGUUUCUUGUCAGUUUGAUGAGAAAAUGCGUUUAGAUGUGAAGUACCUUUCUUCAGGUUGCAAAAUUUCAGAAGCUAAGCUCAACGACUUUAAUGGCCAAAAAUUGGAAGAGAACUUUCAGCUUGAUCAGAUAUGGGCGAUAUAUAGUGAAAGGGAUGGUUUGCCUAAGAACUAUGUACAAGUUAAAAAGAUUGAAUCUACCCCGGAGUUUAGAUUGCAUGUGGCUUUGCUUAAUCCCUGUUCAUUGCCAAAAGACACAAAUCAGUCAGUUUGUUGUGGUUUGUUCAAGGUAAAAAAUGGUAAGACUAAGGUCCUUUCUCGCUUUGCAUUUUCUCAUCGGUUAAGAGCUGAAUCCAUUGGUGAGAACAUAUACAAAAUUCACCCUAGGAAAGGUGAGGUUUGGGCAUUAUACAAGAACCUGAACUUCAAGGUGACACGUUCUGAAAUGGGGAAGGGAGAACGUGACAUAGUGGAGGUGCUAGAAGAUAAUGACCAGAGCACAGAAAUUGUUGUUUUGUCACCUCUUAGUGGGUUUACAUUAGUUUUCAAGUCUCCAAGAAUCCAGAGAUCAAAAUCUGGUAUCAUUGGUAUACCACAUGCUGAGAUUGCCAGAUUCUCCCACCAGAUUCCUGCUUUCCAGCACUCGGGGGAAAAAGAUAGUCGCCUGAUGGGCUGUUGGGAGCUUGAUCCCGCUGCAGUCCCUCGUGUUAUCAUCUGUUCAGAGUGAAUCAGCAAUGGAUUACACUGUUUAUACAUCGUCUGUCCCCUGAAACAAGUGUAAGCAGACACUUUUGCCAGUUGCCACAAUGCACCAUGUGGAAAACGAAUGAGUUUAGGAGAAACGUCAAGUUUGAUUCUUCUCUUUUGUCGGAAGCUUCAGAAGUCAACUUUUGUUGGGAGUCCAGAUUUAUCACAAAAGGGGUGGUUUUUUGGCUGUUUUCUGAUACACCUUUUUCUUCCGUUUUUUUUUUUUUUUUUCCUUGCAAUGUGGCUUGGCCUUUUUGAUGAAGUAGUGUCUGGCUGGAGUAUUAGCUUGAGUUGGCCAUGAUGUAACUCCAACUUUAAAUUCCUGAUAUUUCUCAGGGUGCAGUAUCUAAUAUGCCUAUUACUGAACUAGCUCUGGAAACAACUUAUGCUCCUUCAGAAAACUGGUUUGCUUGUGACUGUUGGGCGAGUAUCAUGACUCAGAUGUUUUGGCUCCUUGUGUGUUUGAACUUCCCUCUGGUGGGAA
Messenger RNA from Corylus avellana, 4333 nucleotides. NCBI's taxonomy places the organism in Eukaryota, Viridiplantae, Streptophyta, Magnoliopsida, Fagales, Betulaceae. The record is from RefSeq and is a predicted model, not a curated record.